GACCAGCCCAAUUCACAUGCCAUUGUUCAGAUUAGUCUAGCAUUAUAUUUUCGGCUAGUGGCAGUUUAUUCCACGGAAGCCAUCCACCAUGCCCAGUUCAACUCAUUGGAUGAAUACCUCUGGCGAAUCCGACCCGGUCUGGGUUCACCACGUGCCCUACGACAAAUAUCCCCACUUCCCCCCACUGACGGAAAACAUGACAACAGACGUUUGCAUCGUGGGCGCAGGUAUUGCGGGCAUCUCGAUCGCCUAUGAGCUGGUCAAUCGGGGUAAGAAAGUCACCAUGAUCGAGGCGCGUCAGGUCUUGUCAGGGGAAACCGGACGAACUGCCGGCCAUCUCUCUACUGCGCUGGAUGAUGGAUAUGCGAUGAUUGAAAAGGAACACGGGUUUAACGGUGCCCGGAUUGCGGCAGAGAGUCAUGCCUGGGCCAUUGAACGGGUCGGACAAAUCUGCAAGUCCAUUGGCAUUGAUUGUGACUAUCGUCGGCUCCCAGGGUAUGAGAUAUCGCCAUAUCCCCGUGGUCAUCCCAGUUAUCACGCACAUGUGGCCAGGCUGAAACAGGAAGUCAAACUGGCGAGGACGCUCGGCCUCCCUGCUACGUUUCAUCAUGAUCUUACCGUCCAAGGCUGGAACGGCAGCCUCGAUCAUGGAGAGGGUGCCAAGUUCGCAGACCAGGCCACCUUUCAUCCCACCAGAUAUUGCGUCGGGGUUCUGGAUUGGCUCCGGAAGCAGUCGAAUUUCCACUGCUUUGCCCACACCCGGAUGAUGUCCAUGCACGAGAGCGAGGUUGUAGAGGUCCACACCAAAGGUGGAUAUACCAUUACUGCAGCAGACAUGGUCGAGGCAACCUGUAUACCGCUGCAGAGGCUCGGGGUGGCCGCAGAAAUGCAGUCCAUGCGUACAUACUGCAUCGCCAUUCGGAUUCCUAAAGGCUCCAUCGAAGAUUGCCUGAUUGGCGCAGGACCGUACCGGUAUGCUCGAUGUACCCAGUGCGACGACAAGGAGGACUAUCUGGUGCUUGGAGGAUGCGAUCAUAAGGUCGGCCUGGAAAAUACUCGCGGUCGCUUCGCCCAGCUCGAGACCUGGGCGCGUGAGCGGUUCACCAAUGCUGGGACGGUCGACUAUAAAUGGAGUGGGCAGGUCUUUGAGCCCUCCGACUGCAUGGCAUGCAUUGGCAAGGAUCCGGGCCAACACCAUACCUACAUCAUCACAGGAGACAGCGGCAACGGGCUCACGCACGGGGUGCUGGCCGGCAAAAUGAUUGCUGAUGAGAUCGAAGGCGUGGAUAACCCCUGGGCGAGUCUAUAUAACCCCGACCGUACCAUCCAGGCCAGCUCUGUGCCACGAUUACUGCAGCAUGCGGUUACUCAUUAUCAAGGUUGGGUGCAGCCUGACGUGAAGGACAUUGAAGAUCUCGCCGUGGGUUCUGGUGGUGUUAUCAAGGAAGACCCAUUGGCACCUGUUGCCGUGUAUAAGGACGAGGAAGGAAACGCGCAUCGGUUUAGUGCCGUCUGUCCCCAUUCAAGAGCGGUGUUGAACUGGAAUCAGACGGAGAAGAGCUGGGAUUGUCCGGUCCACGGCAGUCGGUUCAGCUGCGACGGGGUUUGUGUGCAGGGGCCUUCCAAGUCAAACCUGACGCCAAUAAAUGACCUUGCAAAGCGAGAGCAGCGGGCACAGGAAGCUAUUUAGGCAGCUGCCAACGUUCAAGGAGGGGUCAUAUUCCACAUUGAAAAAUGGGAUCGGCUGGGCAUGUCCCGAGUUGGGCAAGGGUACGAGUACGAGUCUCCAAUUGCCCCAAUCGGUAUACGCAACGAGAAAGAGGCCAAGUCUAUCCCAGCCACGCGUGCAAAGUUGGGGUUCAGG
Aspergillus sclerotioniger CBS 115572 is the source of this 1864-nucleotide messenger RNA. RefSeq names its product FAD-dependent oxidoreductase. Gene Ontology annotation, cellular component: cytoplasm. NCBI's taxonomy places the organism in Eukaryota, Fungi, Ascomycota, Eurotiomycetes, Eurotiales, Aspergillaceae. The transcript has a single exon. The record is from RefSeq and is a predicted model, not a curated record. Bases 89 to 1690 code for a protein of 533 amino acids. Gene Ontology annotation, molecular function: oxidoreductase activity; 2 iron, 2 sulfur cluster binding.